AUGUUUAUGUGCGACGGGCGCAGGAAAAACACGUCGCUUAGUAGUUACUACAUUUCCCAUGAGCACCUGCUCGGUUCGACUACAGCAGACAACAUGGCGAGAAUCGCAGCUUUCCUGAAGAAUGCAUGGAAUAAAGAGCCUGUUAUCAUGGCUUCCUGUGUGAUUGGAGCGUUAGGUUUUGCUCUGCCAUUAAUCAGCCCCAUGACAAAGUACUCUGGAAUGAUCAAUUCAGCUGUACCAUACAACUACCCAGUUCCUGUGCGGGAUGAUGGAAACAUGCCUGAAAUCCCUGCUCAUCCAUGUGAACCCAAAGGAAAUAACCUGGAAUGGCUUAAAAAUCUAUAACUGCACCUUCUCACCAUCAACGCCUGGGCUUUUCCUCUUGUUCAUAUCUGUCUGCAUAACUGGUCUGCUUGUCAAUGUUCCACAAUAAAGAUUGUCUAUUUAAUUCUA
Messenger RNA from Lates calcarifer (barramundi perch), 453 nucleotides. RefSeq names its product NADH:ubiquinone oxidoreductase subunit A3 (gene ndufa3). The record is from RefSeq and is a predicted model, not a curated record. NCBI's taxonomy places the organism in Eukaryota, Metazoa, Chordata, Actinopteri, Centropomidae. Gene Ontology annotation, cellular component: mitochondrial inner membrane. The coding region runs from base 1 to 345 and encodes 114 amino acids. The transcript has 4 exons.